Ilyonectria robusta is the source of this 1505-nucleotide messenger RNA. RefSeq lists its product as uncharacterized. The record is from RefSeq and is a predicted model, not a curated record. Gene Ontology annotation, biological process: cellular response to misfolded protein. Gene Ontology annotation, molecular function: Hsp70 protein binding. NCBI's taxonomy places the organism in Eukaryota, Fungi, Ascomycota, Sordariomycetes, Hypocreales, Nectriaceae. Bases 189 to 1256 code for a protein of 355 amino acids. Gene Ontology annotation, cellular component: endoplasmic reticulum membrane. The transcript has 2 exons.
CAUCACUUGACGACACUCGUUGUCGCAUUAAUUUUGCUGUCGACCCAACUCGACUAUAUACGACCGAGUCGAUACUGCUUAUCCUCCCCGACGACAUAAUCGCGCGUGAUCCGAAGAAGCCACCUUGCGGAAGCCCACGGCAAACAACGAUCGAUACCAUCUCACGAAUAAACCAACGGUGACCACCGAUGCCGAGCGCAACGGCCUCUGGAGCCGACACCGGUUCGGCCCGCUCUCGCGAGCACAACCAGGGCAACCAAGGACGAGGAUUCACACCUGACCAAGAGGCUGCGGUUAUUCGAAUCCGGAAAUGCAGCGCCACGGCCUUUUACGACAUCCUCAAUCUGGAGACCGUCAAGACGACAUGCACAGAAAGCGAGAUUAAAAAGGCAUACCGGAAGCAGUCGCUUCUGACCCAUCCCGACAAAAAUGGACACCAGCACGCGGAUGAGGCUUUCAAGAUGGUUAGCCGAGCAUUCGGCAUUCUAGGCGACAAGGAGAAGCGCGAGAAGUUUGACCGACUUGGGACAGACCCCGAUAGUCGGUUCGCGAGCGCCCAGGCGCAGAACCCCUUCUCUGGCUUCGCGCAGCGACAACAAGGAGGAGGCAUGGGUCGAGGCGGGUGGGACGACGAGUUGACUCCCGAGGAGAUGUUUGCUAGAUUCUUUGGCGGACAAGGAUUUGGAGGAGGAGCACCGUUUGGAGGUUUCGAUACAGGCCCGCAGUUUGUAUUCAACUUUGGUGGAGGCCCUGGAAUCCGCGUGCACCAGUUUGGAGGUGCCAGACCGCGAACGAGGCCCCGCGAGGCCAACCAGGGCGGGCGACAGGAAUCAAGCCCUCUACAGACGUUCCUUGGACUUCUCCCAGUCAUCCUCUUCUUUAUCCUGCCGAUAGUUACCUCGAUCUUCUCCGGCGAAUCCUCGACCUCGGCCUCAACUCCCCGCAUGGUUUACGACCACCCGCUACAUCCGUAUACCGAAGGCCGUACCACGCCGAACUUGGGCGUUGAAUACUUUGUUAAUCCCGAUGAUGUUCAGCAAUUUACCGACGGAAAGCUCACCAAACUCGACCGGACAGCCGAGGUGAAUCUCGUGAGGCACCUGAAGAGCGAAUGCGACAACGAGAUGACGAUUCGACAGAGGCUGAGGGAUGCCGCCCAGGGAUGGUUCUACCAGGACCCUGAGAAGAUGGCAGUGGCAGAGACAUACACCUUGCCUGCGUGCGACAGACUACGUAACUUGGGAAUUGGCCGAUGAGGUUGGCGCGGAUAGUUUGUUGUUGUAUGGAUGACGGCCGGGAGUUGGCGUUGUGGCAUUUUGGGGACAGCGAACAGGAUGAACAUUGCCAUGAAUCGUCCAGCAGUAAUAUACGUGACGAUACAAACGUCAUGGUUGAUAUCAAAUGCCAAGUUGGCCUCGUAUGGACGCCCACGUCAUUUGUGGCGGUGCGUGGCUGGAUAAGCAGGUGGCGGGGCCCCUUCCAUCUGGCCCGACACGCAAGCUUGA